AUGACAAUGAGGAGCCUAUUCUGUGUACUAACCCUCAGCUCCAUCGCUCUGAGCUAUGCCGUAGGUGGAGAUGUGUGUGUGUCUGGACAUGACAGUGGGCCAGUAUUUGAGGAACAGCCGUCCAGCUUGAUCUACCCGGAGGGUCUUCCAGAAGGAAAGGUGACCCUGAGCUGCCAGGCUAGAGCCAGCCCUGCAGCCACAUACAGGUGGCGACUGAAUGGGACAGAUGUAGCCGUAGGUGAGGACCCUCGCUAUACACUGGUGGCAGGAAACCUGGUCAUCAGUAACCCCCAGCAUGGCCGAGAUGGAGGCUCUUACCAGUGUCUUGCCAUCAACCGCUGUGGCACCAUUGUCAGCCGCGCUGCUAAUCUCAAGUUUGGCUACCUCCAUGAUUUCCCUCCUGAGGGCAGGAGUCCUCAAACAGCAUAUGAGGGGGCAGGCACUUUUCUGGCCUGCCAACCUCCUGCUCACUACCCAGCUCUGUCAUACCGCUGGUUUAUCAACGAGUUCCCCAACUUCAUUCAGCCUGAUGGGGGUAGAUGGUUUGUGUCCCAGGUGACUGGGAAUUUAUACCUGGCCCAGGCAAAGGCUAACGACACAGGAAACUACUUCUGCUUUGCAACCAUCAGCACAGACAUCAGCACCAAGAGCAUCUUCAGCAAGGCUAUACAGCUCACUGUCCAGCCUGAUGCAAACCCCAGGAAGUCAACCCCAAGCAUCCGCGUUCGCUUUCCCUCUGAGACGUAUGCGUUAGCGGGACACACCACACAGCUGGAGUGCUAUGCCUAUGGAAAUCCUGUACCUAAGCUACGCUGGCGUAAGGUGGAUGGGGUUUUGCCGUCUAAAGUCGGGGCCAGCGCCGAGGGGCCCGUCCUGACGUUGCCUGACUUGACUUUUGAAGAUGAGGGGCUGUAUGAAUGUGAGGCCUACAACUCAGAGGGCGGUGACACGUACCAAGGACGAAUCUCUGUGCAGGCCCAGCCAGAGUGGCUGCAGGUGAUGAGUGACUCUGAGGUAGAGAUUAGCUCUGAGCUCCACUGGAGCUGUAUAGCUUCAGGUAAACCCAGGCCCACCAUCCGAUGGCUUCGUAACGGCCAGCCUCUCGGCACACAGGACAGAGUGGAGGUGAAUAAUGGCCGCUUGAAGAUCAGCAAUCUAGCGUUGGAGGAUUCUGGAAUGUAUCAGUGUGUGGCAGAAAACAAACACGGCACCAUCUACUCCAAUGCUGAGCUCAGGGUUCAAGUCCAGGCACCAGAUUUCCGUCUCAACCCAGUGCGGAGACUAGUGCCAGCGGCACGUGGUGGACAAGUGAUGAUGGAGUGCAAACCCCGUGCUGCGCCCAAACCCACACUGUUCUGGAGCCGAGGCACAGAGCUCCUGACCAAUAACAGCAGGAUAACAGUCACUCCAGAUGGUGUUCUGUGGAUUUACAACAUUAGCCGGGCAGAUGAAGGGAAAUACACCUGCUUUGCAGAAAAUUAUCUUGGCAAAGCCAAUAGCACAGGACACCUCUCAGUACGAGACGCCACUAAAAUCACAUUGGCUCCCUCAAACGCUGACAUCAACCAGGGAGAAAAUGUCACAUUGCAGUGCCAUGCCUCACACGACCCUAGCAUGGACCUCACAUUCACUUGGUCCCUGAAUGGGGUGCCUCUGGACCUGGAGGAGCCAAACAGUCACUACCAUCGUGUGGAAGGGAAAGAGACCAUUGGUGACUUGCUGAUAGUGAACGGGCUGUUGAGUCAUGCGGGCACAUAUACUUGUUCAGCCCAGACAGUGGUGGAUAGUGCAGCUGCCUCAGCUAAGCUGGUCGUCAGAGGUCCUCCGGGGCCUCCUGGAGGCUUAGUAGUGAAGGAUGUCAAUGAGACGGCGGUGGAGCUGCGCUGGAGCCGCGGCUAUGACAACCACAGCCCCAUCGGCAAGUAUGUCAUCAUGGGCAGGUCUCCACAAGGACACGACUGGAAGAGAAUGAGGACAGAGCCUCCCAAUAUUGAGGGUAAUGCUGAGUCAGCUCGUGUGAUUGGUUUACGACCCUGGAUGGACUAUGAGUUCCAGGUCAUUGCCAGUAACAUCCUGGGCAGUGGAGAGCCGAGCAUGCCCUCGCAGAUGGUCCGCACCAAACAGGCAGCGCCCACUGUAGCCCCUAGCGAACUGGGUGGAGGAGGAGGAGACCGCAAUGAGCUCAUUGUUACUUGGAAGCCCAUGGCCAGGGAGUACCAGAAUGGAGAUGGCUUCGGUUACAUUUUGGCAUUCCGUAAGAAAAACGUCCCAGCGUGGACAGUGGUACGAGUGCCCAACGUGGAGUCAUCACGAUAUGUCUACACCAAUCAGAGCCUGUCACCCUACUGCCCCUUUGAGGUGAAAAUCAAAGCCUACAACAGGAAAGGAGAGGGUCCCUUCAGUCAGACAGCAGUGGUACACUCUGCAGAGGAGGCACCCACUAUCUCUCCUGGCAAGAUCAACGCCACAGCACUGACUGCCUUUGAGAUUCAGGUGUCCUGGGACCCUGUUCAGCACCUUACCACUAAUGGACCCCUCAGAGGCUAUGAGAUCCGUUACUGGCGGCAGCACGAGAGAGAGGCAGCGGCUGACCGUGUCCGGACAGCGGGGCUUGAGACCACGGCGCGAGUGACAGGCCUAAGGCCCAGCACACGCUACCACGUCACUGUGCUGGCUUACAACAGCGCAGGAACUGGACCAGCCUCCCUCCCAACCACUGUCAUCACCAAGAAACCACCUCCAAACCGUCCCCCAGGCAGUGUCUCAUGGAAGAUUGAUGGAUCUUGGGUAACAGUGAGAUGGGAUCAUGUUAAAUCCAUGGACAAUGAAUCCUCAGUGCUGGGCUAUAAAGUACUGUACAAGCAUGAAGGUCAGUCUGCCCUUAAAGUCUUGGACAAAGGCAAGACGUCAGUCAGUCUCCCUUUACCCAAAGACAAUGGUUAUGUUGUGCUGGAGAUUCGUUCAUGGGGGGAAGGUGGUGAUGGUGCUGCUUUUGAGACUAUUGUUUCACGAGACUCAGGCACUGGAAUGAUGGUCCAGAACAAAGCAGACAUUCCUAGAUUCAACUGCACACCAGCUCUACUCUCAGCUACACUCUUACUAUGUUUCCUCAACUUCAUGGGACUCUGA
This is a messenger RNA of Chanos chanos (milkfish), 3129 nucleotides long. It is a transcript of the gene cntn2, whose product is annotated as contactin 2. The coding region runs from base 1 to 3129 and encodes 1042 amino acids. The record is from RefSeq and is a predicted model, not a curated record. Gene Ontology annotation, molecular function: cell-cell adhesion mediator activity. Gene Ontology annotation, cellular component: axon; plasma membrane. Lineage: Eukaryota; Metazoa; Chordata; Actinopteri; Gonorynchiformes; Chanidae. Gene Ontology annotation, biological process: cell-cell adhesion; brain development; axon guidance. The transcript has 22 exons.